Molecule: messenger RNA, 1846 nt
Organism: Periconia digitata
Lineage: Eukaryota; Fungi; Ascomycota; Dothideomycetes; Pleosporales; Periconiaceae
Source: the annotation of a GenBank genome assembly
CUGUUCUCUAUCCCGUCGGCCACUAUGAUGUUUACCUACCGUCUGCUCGGCCUCGCGCUGACGCUCGUAACAUCAGUUCAUGCUUCAUCGCACUGCUCGGUUGAAGAUCUCAGUAAUUUCAUUUCUCAGAAUGACAACGCUGAGGUCUUAAUGGCCCAGUCUAUCAGCAGCAAUGGCAGUUUUGGAGAGGUGGGAAAUGUUGCCUAUCCCAAGAAUGCGACAUACUUGCCCUCCCUUUGCGUCGCGACAAUAAACGUGACGUCUUCUCCGACCUCAUCGUACACGUUUGGUGUUUUCCUCCCGGAUGACUGGAAUCAACGAUUUCUCGCUGUCGGCAACGGAGGAUUUUCCGGAGGCAUCAACUGGUAUGCCAUGGGCACAGGCGUCAAGUACGGUUUUGCAACCAUCUCCACAUCAACUGGUCACAACUCGACAGGCCAGGACAUGAGUUGGGCAAUCGGAAACCCGGAAACGAAAGCGGAUUGGGCUGGGCGCAGUUUGCACGGGUCAACGGUUCUAGCUAAACAGAUCGUGGAACAGUACUACGGGAGCGCAGCGAACAAAUCCUACUACUCAGGCUGCUCAACGGGAGGUCGGCAAGGUGUCAAGUCAGCGCAGGACCACCCAGAAGACUUUGAUGGGAUUCUGGCCGGCGCUCCAGCGUGGAUGUCCACAAGCCAGCAGCUUUGGCAGCUCAAAGUCGGCGCCAUCAACCUUCCUGUUGAUGGACCAGGAUACCUCCCAACUGCUUUGUUCAGCGUCAUCAGCCAAGAGGUCCUACGACAAUGCGACAAGUCUGAUGGUAUUUCUGAUGGAAUCAUCAUGAACCCUAAGCACUGCAACUUCCGACCAGAGAAAUUACUCUGCGCCCCCACCCCAGCUAACCAGUCAGCAUGUCUUACAGCCCCGCAAAUAUCGACGCUCAAGCAGAUGUACCUACCACUAAUCCAGUUCGACGCAGACGUCAACAAUCUGACAUAUCUCUACCCCAACUUCGGCCUCGGAUCCGAGCUUCAAAUGCCAGCCUCGUUCGGCACAAACAACGAACCGAGUCUAUACGGCACAGACUACGCAAAGAACUACAUUUUCGAUGAUCCAGAUUGGGACUGGCGAAUCAGUUUCAACUACUCCACUUUCGUCGAGGCAGGAAGACUCAACCCCGGAAACGUCAAUGCGGACAACUUCGACUUGUCUGGUUUCCACAGCCGCGGAGGCAAACUGAUCACGUAUCACGGUUAUGCAGAUGGUCUUAUCCCCACGGAUGUUAGCCAAGUGCUUUACGAUGAGACGUACAUGGCGAUGGCUCAGCAGGGCGUCAAUCUAGACGAGUUCUACCGUCUUUUCUUCGUUCCGGGGAUGCAGCAUUGUCAAGGGAGCGUGUACGACGCCCCUUGGUAUUUUGGUGCCAGCGACCAUGCAUCGAACCUAGAGACAAAUGGCCAGCAUAAGUUUCCUGUUCCUGGGGUUGACGAUGCGAAGCACGAUGCGUUACUUGCUUUGGUUGCGUGGGUGGAGGGCGGACAAGAGGUGGACCAACUGGUUGCAACCAAGUACGAGAAUGACACAGUUAGUAAUGGGGUCUUGCGACAGCGUCCGAUAUGCAAGUAUCCCGGUUUUGCGUCGUGGGAUGGGGAGGGAGAUGUGAAUGUUGCUUCUAGUUGGAGCUGCGUUGGGUAUGAUUCGUGAGAAGCAUUAGGCACAACACGUGGCUGGAGUAAACGUAUAAUGAAAGUAGGUAUCCAAUCAAAGUAUUGCAGAAUGAAACAUGUUCUCGCAGUCGACUCAAUGUCAACCAACAAUCUAAGCCCGAGACCUACGAAAGCUGAAACCCUACGACUAGCCCCGC